AUGGUUAAGUUUACAGGAAGAAACUCAAAUAAACAAUAUAUGCCAAAAAAACCCAUCAAAAGAGGUUUCAAAAUUUGGUGCUUAGUAGACAAACAUGGGUACUUGUGGAAUUUUGAAGUUUACACUGGGAAAGUUGGUGAUAGUGUUGAAAAUCAAUUAGGAGCCCGCGUGGUCAAGCAACUGUCACAACCACUCCAAAAUAAAAAUCAUUUAUUAUUUUUUGACAAUUACUUUACUAGUUAUCCGCUUAUGACAUAUCUCAAGUCAAAAAAUAUUCAUGCAUGUGGAACUAUAAACUUAACAAGAAAAUAUUUGCCUAAUUUAAAAAAAGAUAAAGAUUUAAAACUUGGAGAGUAUGAUUGGUUUGUCGAUCAAGGUGACACUUCAAUUGUUAAAUGGCGCGAUAAAAGAAUUGUUAGCCUUUUAUCAAACUUCCACAACCCUGAAGAUGCUACAGCGGUACGAAGAAGAUCAAAGGAUGGUUCAAUAACUAUGGUUUCAUGUCCAAAAGUUUUAAGUGAAUAUAACAAACACAUGAACUGUGUCGAUAAAUUUGACCAAAACAAAAAAUCAUGUGAAAUUAAUAGAAAGGCACAUAAAUGGUGGCAUAGAUUAUUUUUUCACUUUAUUGACACAGCUAUUGUUAAUUCACAUCUGCCCAUCAACCACAGAGGGGUACAAGAAGAAGAUGUGCCAGAUGUAGUACUAAAAAGAACGAAUAUACCUCAAAUAGUAACACCAAGUGAAAUUAGACCUUUUCCAAAAGCAGGAGAUAGGAAAAAUAAUCGUGCAAGAAAAAAAAUGAAAUCUACAAUACUUACUGACACACCAGAAAAAGAAAAAUUAAGAGAAGAACAGGAAAUAAGCAAUAGAAAAAAGGAAGCCAAAAAUUUAAAAUUAAAAAAAAGAAACUUUCUAGAAUCAAACACUAAAAAUAAGAAUAAGAAAAAAUCAAAACCAAAGACAAUUGUAGCAAGUUCUGAUGAAGAAGAUGAUUAUUUUUGUAUAGUUUGUUUGGGAGCUUAUUCAAAGAGUCGAAAGGUACAAGAUUGGAUUGAGUGUACUUCAUGUAAGAAAUGGGCACAUGAAAAAUGUGCUGGAAAACAAAAUGUGUUAUUUUAUAAUUGUAAGCAUUGCACUUCGGACAUAGACGAAGAUUAA
Messenger RNA from Myzus persicae (green peach aphid), 1161 nucleotides. RefSeq names its product piggyBac transposable element-derived protein 4-like. The coding region runs from base 1 to 1161 and encodes 386 amino acids. Lineage: Eukaryota; Metazoa; Arthropoda; Insecta; Hemiptera; Aphididae. The transcript is spliced from 3 exons. The record is from RefSeq and is a predicted model, not a curated record.